Molecule: messenger RNA, 2567 nt
Organism: Geodia barretti
Lineage: Eukaryota; Metazoa; Porifera; Demospongiae; Tetractinellida; Geodiidae
Source: the annotation of a GenBank genome assembly
UCAAUAAAACAAAUACAUUAUAGGGAUGGCGUCAUGUAUCUUUGCUGGGAUAUGGCACCUUGUCUAUUACUUUUUGGUGCUUCAAGCCAUCCCUACAUCCCCCUUUAUUUUGAAGAAAUGAUUUUUCCACUUGUUUUCACUAUUAUUUAAUGAACAGCUAUGACAACACAGCAUUUUCUAUUACUGUCACUCUGAUUUGCAUGGGUAUGUCGUAUGGCUGAUCAUGGGAUGAGUGAAUUCUAUCUUGUUGAAAGCAGUAGCCACGGGUGCUUAUGCCUGAAGCAGGGGGAAGUAGACAGAGAUUGUCUAUUGUCUCCAAUGACGUAAUUAGGUUGUGAACAGGAUUGUAGUUUCAUUGGCAGGCUCUGCAAUCAGACUGUAUCCAAUGUAAUAGCUACAAGCUUGGACACAAACGGCGGAUGGAAGCGUAACUAUACGCUAGCGAAGUUGCUCCAGUGCAAACCAACAGGUUGCUUGUUGAAAAUGUGUAGACCAAGAUUACUUACAGAAGGCUUUGACACUGAGAGUUCCGCAUGUCUGUCAACAACCCCCUGGACAUUCGACAACGACAACCACCAGGUGAAUGCGAGCUUGAUACUGCGUGCAUCAGGACAAUCCCCCUUGCUCGGUGCAUGCUGCUCUCUGCUUGCUGAGUUAGCAGCAAAUGGCGUCGUUCAGUGUCUCCCAUGUAAGAGUGCCACAAUGUACAGCAGUGACUUGCGACAAAAAAGCGAUAGCUUGUUAUCCAUGCAACCUGACGAAUUUGGAGAUGUUCAGUGAAAAAAUCAGUGCAUCAACUUGUUCCAGUAAGGAGAAAGCGGGUCUAAAGAUGAAGAAGAAGAAGAUUCGAUGGCACAAUUACCGUGAAAUUGUGUAUGAGCUAAUUCUCGCGUGGAGUACUAAAGGUAUGUGUGAGUCCUUAAUGGUAGAUGUAUAGCUAGAUAUUGGCCCGUAGACUAUUGCUAGUGUGUUUUGAAGGUCUAUGAGUUAUUAGGUGUUGUGUACGCGGAUCACAUGAGGUUUGACCAGUGCCAUCCCUAUAGAGAGCGUCUACCGAUAAUAGUGUGUUCAUAACUAUACGUGACUUUUUACAGCACUUCUUUUUAAAUUAAAGGGUUCGAAGGAAUUGAGCGUGUUGAAGUAGGUGCAGUUACUGGUGUUGGAGUAGACAACACAUUUCUAGCCAACAACAUUUCUUUUCUCUUUCCUGACGGUGUUCCUAUUGACGGAGUGCCAGUUGAGGAGGUGGUGACAGUCUCCAUGGGUCUUACAGUUGUCUACAUGAUUCUUGCUGCAGCUGGACUUGUCUUUACCACCACUUGUCUUGUUUUCAUGUUCUACUUUCGAAAAAGGAGGUUGAUUCGACUCUCCAGCCCCAACCUCAAUUACAUUAUUGGACUAGGAGCUAUAGUUCUCUACUUGAAUGUCAUAGUUCUAGUUAUUCCCGCUAAAAGUGAAAACGUUGCUACAGUGAUUUGCAAUGUAAGCAUGAUAUGAGUAUAUUAAACUACCUCUGAAAAGAGGCAUUUUCGAUGUCUCCAAGGUGUCCAUUAUUAGGAAAAAUAUCACUAAUUGGAUACUCUGCCACACAGACAAAUCCAUGGCUGAUUUCACUGGGAUACUCACUGUGUUACGGCAUUAUUAUUAUAAAAAUGAUACGAGUGUGGGUACUGUUUAACCGAACAUUUGGAUUUAAGACUGUAAGUGUUUAUAAUAUGUCCACUAUGGUUAAUUAAUUAACUCUCCUUUUGAUAGUCCCUAUUCAAGGACUAUCUGAUGGCGCUGUUUGUCCUGUCUCUGGCCAUCAUUGAUGUAGUCAUUCUCCUAACAUACACUGCGACUGAGGCUGUGAGAGACAACCUUGGUGUGAAACUCACAGCAAACCGAGAACUACCUGGGGAGACUUUUGGAGCAACAGCAGAGUAUCACAAAUACUUUCUCUAUGUCUGUGAAUCUGAUGGGCAAGUCGUCCUCUACGCAAUUCUGUUUGGAUACAAAGGCAUUCUGCAAGUCCUGUCUCUGCUCCUGGCUUUCCGUACUCGCAAUGUGAAGGUGAAGGGUCUGGAUGACUCUGUGUACAUUGCUGCCUCUGUGUACGUCACAAGUAUUGUGUUGACUGUCAUCAUUAUCUCCACCUAUACUCUGAGGGACUAUGUGAAUGCCUACCCAGCUGUGGUGGGAAUGGGGUUACUGCUGGGAACCACCAUGAUCCUCGGACUUGUCUUCAUACCAAGAAUUGUGGGGCUUUACAAAGACCCAAAAGGAGAAACAGUCAGUACAUUUGCAACAUCAGGUCAAAAUGAUGAAGCUGAGCAGACUAAAUCAGGCAGUGAUAUGGAGAACGAACUAAAGAAACUUCGUUGUAGGGUCAUUGAGCUUGAAACAACCAUAAAAAGUCACGCCCCGGGGGGUGUUGAUUUGUCCACGUGAAGAGGCUGUCAAUGAAGAAAGCAACAACUGAAGACAUGUGCAGUUUAUAAUCAAACUACUUUUUGUAGACAAAGUAGAACUACGUAAUAAUAAAUGAGUAGAACAACCUAAUAAUUAUGUCAUUUUUGUGCCUACCA